This is a messenger RNA of Epinephelus fuscoguttatus (brown-marbled grouper), 4484 nucleotides long. RefSeq lists its product as uncharacterized. The coding region runs from base 1 to 744 and encodes 247 amino acids. Gene Ontology annotation, biological process: negative regulation of BMP signaling pathway. The transcript is spliced from 4 exons. Gene Ontology annotation, cellular component: AMPA glutamate receptor complex. Gene Ontology annotation, molecular function: protein binding. The record is from RefSeq and is a predicted model, not a curated record. Lineage: Eukaryota; Metazoa; Chordata; Actinopteri; Perciformes; Serranidae.
AUGCCCCCCAACCUCCACCCCCUUCCGGGCUCCUUGCAGAAGUAUGUGCAGCCCCAGCAGACCGCUGUGGAGGGAAGGCUGAGUGAGCCUCUUUCCUUGGAGCGCACAAUACGCACGGCCGUUUUGGCACUGCUGUUUUGCGCGCAGGCUGGUUUUGGCUUCUCAGUCGCCGGGCAGCAGGAAAGCACCUGUGAGGCCAACGGCAGCAUAUACUUCUUGGGGGAAUGGUAUUUCCUGGACUCUGAUCACUGCACCCAGUGUGAAUGCACCACUGAGGGCUCCGCGUGUUCCCGCACUGAGUGCACCUCUCUGCCGGCUGCAUGUAUCCAUGUGAGCCACUACCCCACCGACUGCUGCCCCAGGUGCGAGAAGAUCGGCUGUGAGUACCGUGGAGUGGUGUACGAGCUGGGGCAGAACUUCCAGCCAUCAGAGUGUGAGCAGUGCACUUGUGACAGUGAUGGCAUCGCCCGCUGUCUAGUGGCAGAUUGUGCUCCUCCACCAUGUGUCAACCCUGUCUACCAGCCCGGCAAAUGCUGCCCCGAAUGCCAGGAGGGUCCUAACUGCUAUGUCGAUGCAACACGCAGCCAGGUGAUUCCUGCAGGAGAGCCCAUCUGGGUUGACUCCUGCACCAAGUGUCGUUGUCACGAUGGUCAGGAUGCCGGCUACUGGGAGGGAAACCGUCUCGCCAGCUGUUCCCGCCUCAAAAACUGUACACCUGAACAACCGUCCACCAAGAAAAACUGAUUCACUCUGUCAGCGGAGAACCAGCUGUCACCUUAAAAUUUACGAUCCCUGGUGGUCAAUCGUCUACACGCUGUUUUCUCCUGUGUAGCUGAAAAUGGAUAAUCUGCAGCUUAAAAAAAUACUUUUUUUGGGGAACAGAGCUAAACAAGAACCUAAGAAAUUAUUUCAAAAAUGCCACAAGCCACCACAAUAGAUCUGCUGCCAUUCCAUAAGGACUUUUUAUCCAAGAUUUCUACAUUACUGAUGAGACUGAAUUUGUCACUUUGGUGGACAAAGCUGGCCCUUUACUGGGCCUCAGCUGCAAAUUAAAAACAAGGUCCGAUUUACAGACCAAUCAAAGCCCCACGUUUACUACAUGUCAGUGGCAAUUUGAUUAACCACAAAGUACAAUAUUCACAAAGGCAUUGUUACCUAAUGUCGCAUAGGCAGCCUCUGAGUCAGUAUCUAAAGAUAAAACCUUUAUUACUGUAGUUUCUAUUGUGCCUCCAUGGUGCAUAUUCCCAAAUAACACUAUGUUUAAGCAAAUGACUACAAACUAACUGAGGCACCGACCUUGUGGCCAAGUACACAAUGCAUAGAGGGUGGUUGGUGGAGGAUCAGAAGGCCCCGUAAUAUGUUAAUCUGGCCGUGCUGUGUAAAGACAAACUAACUGUAGUCCUUGUAAACCAAAGGAAACAGUGGAGUUAAGAAGGAAAACAAGAUUAGAAAUCUCUGUUUGAUAAUAUGGACUGCAGUGAUAUAAAAAUGACUUGUUUGAUUUCACAGGGCCUCAAACAGCUUCAACCCCUGAGCAUUAAGACUGUACUUCUACAGAAAAACAAACAUAAUUUAACAAAUCUGAUGGUAAACUUGACCCUUGAAAGGUGGCUGUACUCCAGAUGUUUACCCUUUUAUAUCUUAUCUGCCUGCCCACAUGUUCCUCCAAAUAGAACAAGAGAAAAGUGAACUUUUAUAGAAGCUAUAGAAGUUACCCGGGAGCCAUAUUUUUAAUUUCCAGACACCUGCUUUGGGAAACAACUGGCAACAUAACAAAGCCAGCGAGAUUAUUGGAUGAUAAGAAACUGUAAUUGACCUGUCACGGGUUGAUGCACCAGCCAAAUGUAUGCACAGCUGUGAUGAAAUUUAGACUAGGAAAUGGCUUAGCAUAGCAAUUAGCAAUUUGUAACUGUCCUAUAAAUUCUGCAGUUCACUUUCCAGGCUAAUUGAAAUGUAAUGUAUGAGACUAUGGCCAACAUAUGACUGUACCGUAGUUUUAGACACAAGCGGUAUUUGGAAGCAGGGUUGUUAUUUGUGCAUGUACACUGUAGAGCAGGAAAAACAAUCUGUAAUUAACUGCCUCAUUCAUUUUCACUAGGAAGAAUAUGUAGUAUUAUAGAAACAGCCUUCCUUAUUGUUUCCACUGUUAGCAAAGUGCACAGAUGUAACUUACCUUUGUCAGAAAGAUAGUAGUAUUGUCAUUUUAUGUAGGUUUAUAUGCAUCAGAUCUUCUUACUGUUACUUGUCAUUAUCUACCACUUUAAUCAUGAGGGACCUUUGAAUGAGAACCAAAAGAAAAAACAAUCUUGUCUUAUAUGUUUAAGUGCAGUCUGGGAGCCUAUAAUGGCAUUUACUUUAUACAUAAGACUCCCAGGCUGCUGCUGUGUUAAGUAUAUUAUUACAGCUGACACGUUUCACUGCCUUAAUUCUCCCUGAAAAGCUUCUUUAUGCAAGGUUUGGGAUUAAGUUGAAACUUUUAGGGUUAUGAUCGUAUUUUAUCAGGAGACUUUAUGAGUGAAUACACUCUGUAUUUACAUUUUCUGGAGGGUAUUGGUAUUCCAAUCAAACAGUCAAACAGUGUAAGAAUGAGACUGAAUACGAUAAGGGAGCUGUUCUUCUCAUCUUAAUUACCGAAUAAUCAGAAAGAGACAUGGUUAAAGGCAUGGUUUGACAUUUUGUGAAAUGUGCUUAUUUGUUUUCUUGCUGAUUUGGAUGAGAAGUGUGAUACCGCUCAUUUCUGUACAGUAAAUUUAAAGCAACAACCAGCAGCAGCUAAGCUUAGCUUAGCUUAGCAUAAAGACUGGAAAUGAGGAAAGCAUUUUUUUUUUCAUUCUGCUAAGUCCCGCCUUUCUGUGCUGCGAUUGGCUAGUGCUAAAUCUAACCUUGACCUCUUUGCCCUAAUCCUAGUCUGAGGCUGAAUCCAAAUGUCUGGACUUGCAGGCUCAUGGACAUUUUGGUCGCGUUUCUGGGAAGUCCGGGAGUGCCGUCCAAACCCAUGAUAUAACCAGUCCACAAGGGGCCUCAAGCAAACUUUCUGCAGACUUUCAGAGCGUCCACUUGUGGUGCAGAUUUCAGCAGACUUCAUUUAUUUAAUCGCCCACAAUUCAUUGCCAUAUGGACGUGACAUUGUGGCCUUUUCAAUUGCUGAAAAAUCACCUGUGAAUGUGUAGAAUACUUAUUGAUAGUUAGGCCUAUUAAAUGCUACUUAAAUCGCAUAGGCCAGAAUUAAUAUUCAACCACAUCAUGACACAGAAAUAUGUGUAAGUAUAGGCUGUAAAGGGAAUGAAAAUGCAUUUUAUCCAGCUGUGUAGUGAAAUAGGUUAAAAAAAUUGGUCAAAAACAGCAAAAGGUCUUCUACUGUACAUAAAUAAUACCCAAUUUAUUGAAUUAUAAUCCUGUCCUUAUUUACAAACAUUUUUGUUUUUCAGCACCUGUAGCUUAUUAUGUAGAGAUGUAUUAAUAUGAGUUAAACAGUCUCAGGGGCUGUCUAUCAGCUCCUUUCAGUCACUGCCCUCGCAGACUUUUCUUGAUGACAGUGAACACGUCACACAAUGUACUACUGAAGUCUGCGAGGGCUCAGUCCAUAAGUCCAGAGGGCGGACAUUUCGGUUCAGCCUGACUCAUCGGAUGUAGACUUUAGGUAUGCACCUGCUAUUGGUUGGCUAUUUCAGCCGGCAUUCUCCUCCCCUUCCACUAUCUGCAUGCUACCGUUUUGCAAGGGAACUGUUGCAGCAUCCUUGGCUUAGCACUGCCCAGGACGAUUGUGAUUUGUUUAGAGAAAUACAAACAAUCCAGAGCAUUUUUUUUACCAAUACCAGAAUGAUAAUGGGUUCUUCCAAAUCUUUCUCUAGCACUGACACAGCGUUGUGGAGAUUGGUCUGGCUAAGCAUGACUACCCCAACUCCUCAAUGUGUCUAUGUAACAAGCAUUAGUCAAUUACAGUACAGUCGGGCCAGACUAGGCAAAACACUCCUAGGAAAAAUAAAUUGAAUUGUGCAGGGGGAAACAUGUAGCCUGGCUGGGUUCAGAGGUAACAACUUGCCUCCACCCCAUCUCCUCCUUUUCAUGCUGUGUCUGACCUAUCAAUGACAUUUCUGUUUGUCAUUGAUGCUGCUCUGUUCUGUUCCCGAGGGGUCUUUGCGGCUGCUCUUCCUGCCUUGGGCUUUCCAUGUAGGCACAUGGAAGGGCAGGGAGGUUUGCUCUCUCUGCCUCAGGCUUUCCUCGUUUGCACAUGGAAGGGCAGAGAGCACACCUCUCUGCCCUUACACAUGGAAGAGGCUUUCUGCGUAGGCCCGAGGAAAGGCAGAGAGGCCCCUGAACAGAGCCAUACCGCCAAAUAUAAUACUGCAAAUGGAAAUAAAGUGUUCCUGACUGAAUAAGCGAGGAAUUCACUGUACAGACAUCAAAGUGGUGUCUAUCUUCUCAUCUGACUUUCAGCAAAAAAAAACAAAACAAUCUUUUCCUUUCAGUGAGAAUCAAUCUAC